Lacerta agilis (Sand lizard) is the source of this 1545-nucleotide messenger RNA. RefSeq names its product ADP ribosylation factor like GTPase 5A (gene ARL5A). Gene Ontology annotation, cellular component: trans-Golgi network; cytoplasm. Gene Ontology annotation, molecular function: GTPase activity; GTP binding. Bases 98 to 637 code for a protein of 179 amino acids. The transcript is spliced from 6 exons. Gene Ontology annotation, biological process: vesicle-mediated transport; intracellular protein transport; protein localization to Golgi membrane. NCBI's taxonomy places the organism in Eukaryota, Metazoa, Chordata, Lepidosauria, Squamata, Lacertidae. The record is from RefSeq and is a predicted model, not a curated record.
GACUGAGCGCGGGGGGAGGCCGAGGCCGGGUGGUGAAGAAGUAGUGAGCCGGUGCGGAGCUGCCCCGGGGGGCGGUCGAAGCUCCCGCCGCCUGAGCAUGGGAAUCCUCUUCGCUCGGAUAUGGAGGCUGUUCAACCACCAAGAGCACAAAGUGAUCAUUGUUGGCCUUGAUAAUGCAGGAAAAACAACCAUUCUUUAUCAGUUUUCUAUGAAUGAAGUAGUGCAUACCUCCCCAACCAUUGGAAGCAAUGUAGAGGAGAUUGUUGUUAAUAAUACACGUUUUCUUAUGUGGGAUAUUGGAGGCCAAGAAUCACUUCGAUCUUCAUGGAACACAUACUAUACAAACACUGAAUUUGUGAUAGUUGUUGUGGAUAGCACAGACAGAGAGAGAAUUUCUGUAACUAAAGAAGAACUCUAUAAAAUGUUAGCACACGAGGACUUGAAAAAAGCAGGUUUGCUCAUCUUUGCUAACAAACAGGAUGUUAAAGACUGCAUGACUGUAGCUGAAAUUUCUCAGUUUCUGAAGCUAACCUCAAUUAAAGAUCACCAGUGGCACAUCCAGGCAUGUUGUGCUCUUACUGGCGAAGGAUUGUGCCAAGGACUGGAAUGGAUGAUGUCAAGACUUAAGAUCAGAUGAUUUUUAUUCUGCACAGACAUUGUACCAAAAAAAAAAGUGCUGGAUGUUUGGUCAUCUUGACAGCUGUGAAUUAAUGGCUUAUGUGUAUUUAUAAAAUCAAAACUUCAUUUGCUACUUUAUUUGCUACUUAACACACUAAAGCCACCUCCGACGGAAACAAAAUAUUUUGAAGUUCAAACUUGGCUUUCCAGAUGCUUCCUCUGGGUGGAGUUCAAAUACUACAGCUGACCUUAACUUUAAAGUGAAAUCACUUGAAACUGUUUAAUAAAUAAUGUGUGGAUUGAGAAAGAAAAGGAGGGAUUUUAACUUCUACAUUUUAUUAUUCCAGUCUAAUUCAUCCAGUUGAAAAUGUUGACUUUAUUAUUCCAGCAAAUCAGAAAAGAAAAUCAGUGGCACAGGUAUUGACUUCCAGUAUUGAAACUUACUCAGCUGUGUUUCAGAAAGUGCAAUUCCCCCCCCCCAUGUGUACUGUACACUUUGUAUACUUAUACCUCAUGUUAAGGUUGAUUUAAAUAGGUACAGAAACAGCAAAUAGCACUGGCUCUUGUCAGCAUUCUUGAUGCUGAGAUCCACAACAGUAUGUGAAUGUCGAGCUUUUUAGUCCAGUUGGACUCCAUAAGAGCAGGCUGUUUUGAAUUGAAAGUACUUUAAUCUGAUUUUUAAUUGGACUGUGAAAAAUAGUACUAAAAGGGUUACUGCUGACACAUCAUUUGUAUUUUGUCAUAUUCUGUAUGCUAUUCUCAUGCCACUGGGGAUGGUAAAAUCUUUAAGAUUGUUUUAUAUACAUUUUGCACCUAAAAAUUACCAUAAAAAGAAACAUGACAUGGUCUAUUAUUGAUAAGGUUUUAUAUGGCUUAAUAUUGGCAUCUAGCUGUACUAAACAAUAAAAUAAAAUUGAAAAAGGUUGA